UCUAUAUUAUAUUCUAUUAUAUGAAUCAUAAUACUAUGGAUUCAAAUCGAACUGAACCUGUUACAACAACAAUAUCAUCAUCAUCGAACAAUGAACGACAAGGCUAUCAAUCAAUAACAUUACGUUCAAAUGAUUCUAAACGUUAUUCUUAUUUAUCUAUAUUUCCACCAAAAACAUCAGUAAUAACACCUGGUGUCUAUGAUCAUUUAUUAUUAGCUAAUGUACCAAGUUAG
This is a messenger RNA of Adineta ricciae, 233 nucleotides long. The record is from the annotation of a GenBank genome assembly. NCBI's taxonomy places the organism in Eukaryota, Metazoa, Rotifera, Eurotatoria, Adinetida, Adinetidae.